GUAGUCUUUCAAGAAUUUGAAAACUAGUGUUGUGAUACCCACGCCAAAAAAGAACACGCCGAUUAUUUCAAUCCACGAUUUUUGGUUCCUCCUUCCACACGUAAAAAUUUGAACCGCACAGUUUACAGGCUGCAAACAAAGAAACACAAAAACUACAACUUUAUUUUUUCGCUAACCCGAGUAUUUUUUCUGGUGUUGACAUUAUAAAAGCUUUGCAAUUUCUUCCAGAGUUGUUCCCGACUUACUCGAUCAUUAGAGAUUCUAUUCUGUUGCUGCUUUAUUUCUAUCAUGUCAAGUGUCUCAUGGCCGGUGUUAUCCUCGAAAGACUCCAAUGUGUCUUCCCCAUCGCCAACCAAGUCCAGCAAGUCGAGAUCCAGUUCCGUUUCUCCCUUCAAAGCUUCGCCCACUAAGAGAUCGAAGUUGUCUCCCACCAGAUUUAUACCCACCACUGAAGCUUCAUCGUCUUUGCAGGGCAAAGGCUUGGGCUUCACCAUUUAUGAAGACAAAAUCCACAAAACAACCAGUAAUUUCAACGACUUGGAAAUUGACGGUAAAGAAAACAUUAAUGCUCUCAUUAAGGAAUCCAACACUAACGAGCAAGAGAACAUCUUACAACCAAAGUUUAAGAUAUUGAAACAACACUCCAUGCAUCAGCCAAGAAAGCCUUUGGCAAACUUAAGCAUCGCCGACUUCAAAGGCUACAUUAUACAAAAUGAUUGUGUCGAGACUUUGAAUGAGCCACUUAUCCCAAGCACCUUCAAAAAUGAUUCUAACUCGGCCCACAAGUUCCACUUCGGCUUACCAUCUUUUAUUUCUCCCAUGAAAUCAAACACCAAAUUCUUGUUCAGAUCGGAUUUGAACCUGAUUCCAGACGGAUUGGAGAAUGAAUUCAAUGCGGAUGAUGAGUUGGAGCUUAUAUUACUCCUGAAGCUGGUGGCUAUUCAGUCAAGCAAACUGCAUAGAAGAUCUUUGAGCUUAGGUAAAAACGACUUAAAGCGGAACUUGAUCAAAAAGAAUGGUUUUACCAUAUUAUCCAACUGACGUCCUUACGUUGCAUUUUUUCGUAUAGAAAGAUAUUCUAUAACCUUUUUUAGACAUAAUGUAUUUAACGAGCAAGAAAAAACUUCCUUGAUUCUAUCGUGUUUCCACUU
Yamadazyma tenuis ATCC 10573 is the source of this 1151-nucleotide messenger RNA. The record is from RefSeq and is a predicted model, not a curated record. NCBI's taxonomy places the organism in Eukaryota, Fungi, Ascomycota, Pichiomycetes, Serinales, Debaryomycetaceae.